Messenger RNA from Lolium rigidum, 1443 nucleotides. RefSeq lists its product as uncharacterized. Bases 1 to 1443 code for a protein of 480 amino acids. The record is from RefSeq and is a predicted model, not a curated record. The transcript has 2 exons. NCBI's taxonomy places the organism in Eukaryota, Viridiplantae, Streptophyta, Magnoliopsida, Poales, Poaceae.
AUGGCGUCUCCGUCCACGCCGCCGUCGUCGUCAUGGGUCAUCCUAGGCAGCAUCCCAAGUGUCUCCACGCCGACGGACGGCGCCGACGCCUCCGUCGCGCUCACGGCGCCGCCGCGCAUCUCCAUCCUCACCGUGUCCCCGCGCGUCUUCCCGAAUCCCCCAACGCCCCACUUCUUCCCCUUCGUCCUCGCCGCCGACCCUUCCGGCAUGCUCCUCCUCCAGGCCAACCUGCGCUGCACCCCGACCCGUGAAGCCAUCGACCGUCCCUACACCAAGUCCGUCAGCUGGAAAUUAGACGACCGGCGCUACUUCGUGCUCGACGCGACCACCUCCUCGGCGUUCCAGCUUCCCGACCCCGCGGCAACCAUCCUGCACCAGGCCCUCCUCGGCCUUGUCGUCUCCCCUGGCGGAGGCGGCCACUACAUGGUGGCGGAGCUCCAGCCCAUCAUCGGCAUGGAUAUGGCUACGCUCCUCUGUUUCUCUUCGGAGGUUGGGGAGUGGGUCGAGAAGCACGUCCAUUACCCUCUCCCGCCCCGGCCUUGGGCUGCCAUCUGCGUGCUCUCGCACCUCGGGAGGCUCUGGUGGGUCGACCUCUCAUGGGGCCUCAUCACCUGCGACCCCUUCGCCGACGACCCGGUCCUGGGCUUUAUCCCGCUCCCUGCAGAGAGGGUGCUGAAAUGCAGGGAAGGCUGGGGAGUCGCCGACAAGUACCGCUGCGUGGGGGUGAGCGGCGCCAAGCUGCGUUUCGUGGACAUGUACCCUCGUAGCGAGUGCGCUCCCAAUGUCGCCGUGUGGACUCUGGCCGAUCCAGAAUCCAAGGAGUGGACGCUGGAGCACGAGGCGAGGUUUACUGAGAUCUGGGCCGAUGAGAGCUACCAGGCGACCGGACUGCCCAACAAGAUUCCCGUGCUCGCCCUGAUUCACCCCAGGAACCCCGACGUGGUGUACUUCGUUCUGGAAGAGCACCUCUUCGGUGUUGACGUGCGUGCUCGCAAGGUGGUGGAGUGCGAGGUCUAUGGGCUGGUUGCGCCGCCGAGCUGCCGCAUGGCCAGCCGCUUCGUCCGUGCAUGGGAGCUGCCGCGGGCACUCUCCUCAGGUAAUGAUACCCCUUUCCCCUGUCGGCUUGUAUUAGGGCAUCUACUAGAGUUGCACCACCUACCACCACCGCUACUAGCCGACGCGCUCGACGGAGGGACGAGAUGGCGGCGGAACCUGGCGGGCUUCAUCCCCUUCGCUACUCUGAUGAAGGAGGCCGAACGAGAAGCGGGGCAGCGCGAGGAGGAGCACCUGGCGGACAUGCGGAGACAGGUGAAGCAUCGCCAAAAGUUGCUGCUCCUCCAGGUGUGCCUAGCCUCAAAGUGGGUGGUCAAGCAGGUGGGAUGGCGCCCGCAACUAUCGGGGCAGGGAAUCGAAGAGCAGAUCGCGGCGACGCAAGCGAAGUAG